Musca vetustissima is the source of this 1023-nucleotide messenger RNA. Its product is annotated as vesicular integral-membrane protein VIP36-like. The transcript is spliced from 5 exons. Gene Ontology annotation, biological process: endoplasmic reticulum to Golgi vesicle-mediated transport; Golgi organization; endoplasmic reticulum organization. The record is from RefSeq and is a predicted model, not a curated record. NCBI's taxonomy places the organism in Eukaryota, Metazoa, Arthropoda, Insecta, Diptera, Muscidae. Gene Ontology annotation, molecular function: D-mannose binding. Gene Ontology annotation, cellular component: Golgi membrane; COPII-coated ER to Golgi transport vesicle; endoplasmic reticulum-Golgi intermediate compartment. Bases 17 to 991 code for a protein of 324 amino acids.
AUUUAUUGAUUACAAAAUGUCAUUAAUGGAAUGCAUAAAAACGACGCUGAUAUUCGCUCUUGGUGUGCUGGUGUGUGAGUGUGCAGUUAGCACCAAUGAAUACAUGAAGAGGGAACACUCAUUGGUUCGACCAUUCCAGGGUGUUGGCGUCAAUCUUGCCAAUUGGGACUUUCUCGGCCAUACAGUGGUGACAAGCAACUACAUUAGGCUCACACCAGAUCUACAAUCGAAGAGCGGUGCCCUAUGGAACUAUUCGCCAUGUUUAACGAAAAACUGGGAAGUCCAUGUAACAUUUAAGGUCCAUGGCAAGGGUACUGAACUUUUUGGUGAUGGCUUCGCUAUUUGGUACACCAAGGAACGUAUGCAACCGGGACCGGUAUUUGGUAGUAAAGAUCAUUUCUCCGGCUUGGCGGUUAUUUUGGAUACCUAUAGUAAUCACAAUGGGCCACAUAAUCAUCAACAUCCCUAUUUGAGCGCCAUGGUAAACAACGGCACAUGGAGCUACGAUCAUGAUCGUGAUGGUACUCACACCCAAUUGGCUGGCUGUGAAGUUCGCUUCCGUAAUGUUAAUUUCGAUACACAUGUGGCGAUACGUUACGAAAACGAUAUUCUAUCGGUAUCGACAGAUCUGGAAAAUCGCAAUGAAUGGAAAAAUUGUUUUGUUGUAAAUAAUGUUGAAUUGCCCACGGGUUAUUUCUUUGGUCUAUCGGCAACAACGGGUGAUUUGUCCGACAAUCAUGAUAUUUUGAGUUUCAAAUUUUACGAUUUGGACACGGAUGUUACGCCUGAUCAAAUUAUUGCCCGUGCCAACAUUAUACCCAAUGCCAAAACAUUCGAACCGCCACGUGAACAUAAAGAUGAUCCCAAACCAAGCAUGUCCAAUACAAAGAUAUUCUUUAUUUUACUCUUUGGAAUGUUGGCAGCUGUUGCUGUGGCCAUUUUCGCCAUCUCCUAUUUCAAGGAGAAAAAUGCCCGCAAACGCUUCUAUUAGUUAAUAGCAUUAUUUAUUAUUAGAUAUUUGAA